AUGAUUCAAACACUUUUAUUUGUUUCCAUAUUAUCAACUUGCUGCUUUGCUCAGCUUGUAACCCAUAAUAAUGACAAUACUUCCUUGUCUUCAGUAUAAAUUAAAGAUUUGCUUGAUUUCAAUAAAUGGAAAUAUCAACAUGGCAAAAAAUACUUUAAUGCUGAUGAAGCAAAUUUCCGUCAAUUGAUUUAUCUAAUGAACCUCUAGAAGUUCAACGAGCACAACAGUAACCCCAAUAAUACUUAUAAAGUUGCCACCAAUUAAUUCUCUGACUUGAGCUAAGAAGAAUUUGAAUCUCUUAUUUUGAACUCUGCGCUUAUUAAAGAAUCAAAAGCUAGAAUCCUCUAAAAUAAGGACUCAAAUAACAAUAGUAACCAUACUUCCUCAAAUACAAAUAACAAUAACAAAAAUAAUUCUACCAAUACUAAUAACAACAAUAAUAAAAAUAACUCAACAAGUAGUUCAAAUAGUACUAAUACUAUUAACAAUAACAAAACAAAUCCUAAUCCCAAUCCUCCUGUAAACCAAUUAAAAGUUGUUCCUUAAUCUGUUGAUUGGAGAAUUCAAGGAAAAGUCAGUCCUGUUAAAGAUUAAGGUAGGUGUGGGUGUUGUUGGGCUUUUUCUGCAACAGCAUUAGCGGAAAGUGUCAAUUUGAUGAGAAACAACACUCUUUAACAAUACUCAGAGUAAGAAUUAGUCGACUGUACAAACAAUUAAUAUUAAGAGGACUAUUCUAGCUUAGGAUGUGGUGGUGGAUGGGCUUAUAAUGCCCUUGUUUAUAUGCAAAGAAAAGGUAUUUUUUUGGAAAGCCAAUAUCCUUAUAAAGCUUAAAAUGGUGUUUGCAAUAACGCUACAUCUGCAUCAAGAUAAAAGGCAUUCUUUGCUAAAGAUUAAAUUAUCAUUGAUACCUCUGUCAAUAUUACUAAUUCUUUGUAAUAUGCUCUUAGCAAAUAACCCGUCUCUGUUAAGGUUGACUCUAGAUACUGGAAUUCAUAUUCAAGUGGUGUAUUCAGUAAUUGCUUAUCUGAUGGCUGGUAUGUUGACCAUGUUGUUCUUCUAGUAGGCUACACUAAAGAAGGUAAUUGGAUUGUUAAGAAUUCUUGGGGUACAAACUGGGGUCAAAGUGGUUACAUCUAUUUAGCUCCAGGUAACACUUGCAACCUUAGUGUCACUCCAGUAAUUACAUCUAUUUGA
Tetrahymena thermophila SB210 is the source of this 1194-nucleotide messenger RNA. Its product is annotated as papain family cysteine protease. The transcript has a single exon. The record is from RefSeq and is a predicted model, not a curated record. Gene Ontology annotation, molecular function: cysteine-type endopeptidase activity. NCBI's taxonomy places the organism in Eukaryota, Ciliophora, Oligohymenophorea, Hymenostomatida, Tetrahymenidae. Gene Ontology annotation, cellular component: lysosome.